This is a messenger RNA of Macrosteles quadrilineatus (aster leafhopper), 880 nucleotides long. RefSeq lists its product as uncharacterized. NCBI's taxonomy places the organism in Eukaryota, Metazoa, Arthropoda, Insecta, Hemiptera, Cicadellidae. Bases 11 to 814 code for a protein of 267 amino acids. The transcript is spliced from 2 exons. The record is from RefSeq and is a predicted model, not a curated record.
UGGAAUAACCAUGUAUUUCUCUUUCAUGCUUCUAGUUCUUGCAAAUGUUAUCGACUUAGGAAUCUGCUGGUUUGGCAUCAGCAGCUGGUCAGACUUCUAUUACAUACAAGAAAAGAACCCAUUUUCUCACGAAUCCACUGGUAAUGCGGAUGAGCCAUGCAUUUACACGGAGUAUGUGUCAACUAUACGGUAUGUUGACGCAGUGCUCUACACGUAUACCUGCAAUCCUGGCUUAAAAUGCAAAAAAUGCAGCGUCGAUAAAUAUUAUGAUGAAAAAUAUGAAACCCGUUUUUGUUUCCGUAAAGGAAGUGGAUGCCAAGGAAUAGAGUUUGACAACUACCGGUACAGAAAUAAAAACACUCAAAGAAGUGGUAAGAAAGCGAUUUCUGAAGAAGGAAAAGAAUCAAAAGGAGAAAAUGAAGCAGUGUUAAAAGGAGUUGGAACAGAGCUAGGAACAGAAAAAGGAACUGGAGAAGGUAAUACAGCAGAUGAAGGAAAUGGCUCAGGAGUAACAGAAUCUGGAACAGUACAAAUGACACAGCAAGAUACGGCAGGAAGGAAUACGGCAGAAGAAGGAAUACGAGAAGGGAAUGGAGCAGAAGAAGAGAAAAAAUCUGUUGAGGACUCAGGAGUAACAUCAGUCGGAACAGGUCAAAUGACAGAGAAAGGAACUGGAGAAAUGAAUAAAGCAGAAGAAGGAACCCCCAUAGGAUUAGCAGAAUCUGGAACAGAACAAAGGACAAAGAAGGAUACAGCAGCAGAAAAUACGGACGAAAAAGGAACAAGAGACUUGAAUUGGAGCGGAAGAAGAUAAAAAAUCAGUUGAAGGAAAAGACUCAGGAAAAACGGUAGUUGGAACAGGACAAGAGCUGGAGACUGA